Molecule: messenger RNA, 2088 nt
Organism: Exserohilum turcica Et28A
Lineage: Eukaryota; Fungi; Ascomycota; Dothideomycetes; Pleosporales; Pleosporaceae
Exons: 2
Coding region: 1-2088 (695 amino acids)
Biological process (GO): regulation of transcription by RNA polymerase II
Cellular component (GO): nucleus
Molecular function (GO): RNA polymerase II transcription regulatory region sequence-specific DNA binding; DNA-binding transcription factor activity, RNA polymerase II-specific
Source: RefSeq, a predicted model, not a curated record
AUGUCGCGGAAACAUGGACAUCAAAGGCCAUUUCAAUGCGCCAUCUGUGAAGACGCCUUCUCCACAAAGGCUGAGCUGAGCCGCCAUACUGAAUCCCACAUCCACAACCCUGUUGCCACCAGCCUCGUAUGCGACGUGUGCAAGUGGGAUUUUGAUGACUCUCACGCUCUUGAACUCCACCGAUUCCAGGCUGGCCACGGUACGCUGAACUUUUCCUGUGAGAACUGCGACGAGCACUUCGUCUCACAAAAGGGCCUCGACGAACACAACAGGCCGCCAUUCGGGUGUACGAGAGCUCUCACAGAGAAGAAAGACACAGCCGUCGUCUGCGAUCGCUGCAAGAAGAGCUUCAGCACCCGCAAGCGCUACAACGACCACCGAAGCGAUUUAGCCAGUGAGUGCGCCGACUGGAGGAACAAAACACCCAAGAAGCAGGCACAGACUGCUCCACAAGGCUACGUUGAUCUAGGCAAGCCCAAAAAUGGCCAGGCCAUACGCAGUUACGAGGAUCCCGCGCAGGAGUCGGACGCGUCGACCAACACCAGCAACGGCGGACUUCAAUGCAAGGACUGCAAGAAGAAAUUCGUAUCCCAAAGCCAUUAUAACAACCACUUUUUGGGAUGCGAGCCAAUCGUCCCUCGCUCUCAGCUUGGAGCUAUCCAAAACAAUUCCCGCAAUGGGCAUCAGGCAACAGCACCAGCGCAAGAACUGCACUUCGCAUCGAAUACGAGUUACGCAAAGUCUGGAUCCAAGACAAAAGCAGACACUACCAAGGCCAUGCCAACGCAGAAGAAACCUGUACGAUCGCAACAGCAAAAACCUUCGCCAGCCUCCGUCACCCGUUCGCAGCAGCAGCAAACUCCACCCGCCUCCUCUGCGCCAGCCCGCGAUACCGGUAUCUAUACCUGUAGUAGCAGCUGUGGAAAGAGCUUCGGGUCUGCGGCAAGCCUUGCCCAGCACAGGGCUUCCGUUCAUGGUACUGACGGCCGGAGAUUGAAUACAAAUGGACGUGGGCCAGAUCGUGGGGGCAAGAGUAACAAUACUUCCACUCAACCCCCUCCACCUCAGCAUAUCGCCAGUCGACCACCCAGUGUACCCGUCGGACCACCUCGGACAAUAGCUCCUCGUCAUGUGCCCCCAUCUCAACCAAGUGUCACGCCCACGAGCACAAACAUUGGCAGUGCUACUGAUAUCGAGCAGGCCAAGCAAAUACAAGCCCGAGCCCUGCGCCUGCUCAUCCAGUCCGACAUCUUCAUACACUAUGAUGGAAAAAUCAGCAUCGGCGGCCUUGACUGGACUAGGAUCGGUGUCGAGAAACAUGCCGAAGUUGUUGAUAAGCUUGACAAAAUGUGCCACUUACCAAGAGUGCUUCAAAGCGAGUACCUGCCCGCACCCAAGGCCUUUGCCGACGAGUACAACGCCUAUUACGAUCUCGCCGACUUCAAGCCUUCCCCUGCGCGUGAUGCAGAGAAACCAGGCCUCAGUGUCGUUGUCCUGGCAUGCAGCAAAGUCGGCCUUGCAAACGACCGUCACGAAGUAGUCAAGCUGGCCGCUAUCGACCUCACCACCAGCGCCAUACUCAUGAACCAUUUCGUCUGCACCGAUCCCCACGCCCAGGUCUCUGCAUGGAACUCCGCAGCCACAGGGCUCUCCAGCUGGCGCGACAUGGAAGCCGCGCGACAAGCCGGGUACAAAAUCUUCAAAGGCUGGUCUGCCGCCCGCGCCGCACUGCACAAAUACAUCGACACCGAGACCAUCCUCGUCGGACACAAUCUGCGCUCCGACCUCGAUGCCCUGCGCAUGGUGCACGGCCGCGCAGUCGACAUUGCAAAGGUCGUGGAGAAAGCGGCCAACGGUCCCCUGAGCAAGCCACAGCUGAGCCUCGAUAGCUUGUGCUGCGACUACACGGAUAAGAAGCUCAGUCGCGAUCCCAAGUACGGCCGCGAUUGCCUCGUGGAUGCGUUUGCGAUUCGUCAGUUUGUUCUGUACGCGAUUAAGAAUAAGGAGAUGCUGGAGAGAGAGGCGAGGCUCAAGAGUGUGGAUUAUCAGCGUGUUCGGCCUUGUGCGAGUACUGCUACGGGUGUCUGA